GGGGAAAGUGCGGGGGAAAGUAAAUGGAUGAGGAACAGCCUUUGACACAACACCGGAACGUUUCAUCACAAAUUAUACACCUCGCGUUGUGUCUGGAGAGGACCCAUCAGUCCACUAUGGCGGCGCCCGGUGGAACUUUAAACUGUGAGGACUUCUCAAUGUUUCAGGAGGUGCUGAAGGUGAUGCGCACUAUAGACGACCGCAUUGUCCAUGCCCUGAACACCACAGUGCCCACUGUCUCCUUCUCAGGAAAAGUGGAUGCCACACAAACAUGCAAACAACUCUAUGAAUCUCUGAUGGAGGCCCAUCUGAGCAGAGACAAAGCUAUCAAGUCCUGUAUAGCCCAAACAUCUGAGGUGGUGGGACAACUGCGUGAAGAAAGAGCAAAAGACAGCGAAAACCUGGCGCUCAUCAAACAGCUCAGAAAGGAGCAGACGAAAUUAAAGCUUAUGCAAUCAGAGCUGAAUGUUGAAGAAGUCGUCAAUGACAGAAGUCUGAAGAUUUUCAAGGAAAGGUGCAGAAUCCACUACACACCUCCGAAGGUGAAGUGAAGCCCCACCUGAUGAAAGGAGCUGCAUCUAACGAGGUUGAAAUCCAGACUGGAGCUGAAACUGUGACCUGCUGCUGAGUCCUGACUGCAGGCUGUUCACCAUCCAGACCACUGUGACCUCUUGUCCAUCACACGUACUAUAUUCCAUUGUGAUUCUUGUGUUGCAUUACCACAGCUGUAAAACAAUCACCUGUGUGCUUCUUUAAUGGGAAACAUUGUACAAAAAGUUUUUUUUAAAAAGACAAUGAAAUGUUUUCAAGUGACA
Molecule: messenger RNA, 815 nt
Organism: Chelmon rostratus (copperband butterflyfish)
Lineage: Eukaryota; Metazoa; Chordata; Actinopteri; Chaetodontiformes; Chaetodontidae
Gene: mix23
Product: mitochondrial matrix import factor 23
Exons: 6
Coding region: 24-551 (175 amino acids)
Cellular component (GO): mitochondrial intermembrane space; mitochondrion
Source: RefSeq, a predicted model, not a curated record